Molecule: messenger RNA, 1725 nt
Organism: Ilex paraguariensis (yerba mate)
Lineage: Eukaryota; Viridiplantae; Streptophyta; Magnoliopsida; Aquifoliales; Aquifoliaceae
Source: the annotation of a GenBank genome assembly
AUGGGUUCAGGGUUGUGGAAAUCUAUUGGUGUAUCUGUUUUUUCAGUUUUCCUAUUUCAGUUUUGCUAUUCAGAGAAAGCUCCAUAUUCCACAUUUGCCCACGAUGCCACGCUAGCUCCAGCAAAUGCAGUCUAUGACUAUAUCAUCAUUGGAGGAGGAACUUCAGGCUGUGCUCUAGCAGCAACUCUCUCUCAAGCCUCUAAAGUUUUACUCCUUGAAAGAGGAGGUUUGCCCUAUGGAAACCCCAACAUAACCAACAUAGGCUCUUUCUCCGCCAACCUCGCUGACACCUCCCCAUCAUCGCCAACUCAACCCUUCGUCUCCACAGACGGAGUCCCCAACGCCCGGGCCCGCGUCCUAGGCGGUGGCUCGGCCCUGAACGCGGGGUUCUACACCAGGGCGAGCACCACCUAUGUUAAUAGAAUGGGGUGGGAUCAAAAGUUGGUUAAUGAAUCUUAUGAAUGGGUGGAGAAGAUGGUGGCGUUUGAGCCGCCGAUUCUGGAGUGGCAAUCGGCGGUGAGGAAUGGGUUGCUUGAGGUUGGUGUGUGCCCAUAUAAUGGUUUUACGUAUGAUCAUAUGUAUGGGACUAAAGUUGGUGGUUCUAUCUUUGAUCGAGAUGGGCACAGACACACUGCUGCUGAUUUGUUAGAGUAUGCUGAUCCAGGAAAUAUUACUGUCUAUUUGAAUGCAACAGUACACCGGAUUUUUUUCGGAAUUGAAGGAUCAGCAAGACCAAAAGCUCAUGCAGUGGUAUUUAGAGACGGAAACGGCAAGAGACACGCAGCAUACUUAAAGAGGGACUCCAUGAACGAGAUCAUCUUAUCAGCUGGUGCACUUGGAAGCCCUCAGAUGUUGAUGUUGAGUGGCAUUGGGCCUAUUGGACAGCUCAGGGCCCACCAGAUCAGGGUGGUGUUGGACAAUCCCAUGGUGGGCCAGGGAAUGGCUGAUAACCCAAUGAAUGCCCUGAUCAUUCCUUCGCCUAGGCCCGUUGAAAUAUCUCUGAUUCAAGUUGUGGGCAUUACCCAGUUCAAUAGCUACAUUGAAGCAGCUAGUGGGGCCAGCUUUGGAUAUGCAGUGGCCCCUAGGUUGGCUGAGGAAUUAGCAGUGUUAUUAAAGCAGACAGCCCUACCUUCUACAGUACUUCCCACGCCAGGAACUCCAGAGGCCAUAGCUGAAGCUCCUGCAUACAGGAACUCUUCUAUUCAAGCUGGAGUCAUCCUUGAGAAGAUCAUGGGACCCCUAUCAACCGGUCAUCUCGAGCUCCAAACCCGGGAUCCAAGAGAUAAUCCUCAAGUCACAUUCAACUAUUUCAAAGACCCUCAGGACCUACAAAGGUGUGUUCAAGGCAUGAAUACCAUUAUAAAGGUCAUAGAGUCAAAGUCUUUUUCGAGGUUCCGGUUUCCAAACAUGACAGUGCAAGCUCUGAUUAAUAUGAUGCUGGAUGUUCAAGUGAACUUGAGACCAAGACAUAGGACUGAUUCUUUGUCCUUGGAACAGUUCUGCAUUGACACUGUUAUGACCAUAUGGCAUUACCACGGAGGCUGCCAAGUUGAUCGGGUUGUCGAUCACGAUUACAAGGUUCUUGGUGUUGAUGCAUUGCGUGUAAUUGAUGGCUCCACAUUUUAUCACUCCCCCGGAACUAAUCCUCAAGCUACUGUUAUGAUGCUUGGAAGGUACAUGGGACAGAGAAUUCUAAGCGAGAGGUGUCCAAAGGGAAGGAAGUAG